AUUACGUGAAGAAAGUGCAAAAAAAGAGCCUCCAAAUUUAAAAAAAUUAAUAGAUGAAUUAUCUACUAAAGAUCUGAAUUCUGCAAAAAAUAAUAUUUCUACACAAUUGGUAAUGAUACUAACCACUGAAAAUGAUCCUGAUCCAGUUAAUUUUUUCAACUUAUAUAAAGAACUUAUUAGUGCUGAAGAUGAUAAUAGAAAAUCGAACCAAAAAGUUAUUAAAAGAUAUUAUAAUUUUGGAUUAAAUCUUACAAAACGCCUAGAAUACUAUAAGAAAUUUCACAAAAAGCAAGUUGCCAAAAUUCUAGUAAAUGACGAA
This is a messenger RNA of Racocetra persica, 319 nucleotides long. The record is from the annotation of a GenBank genome assembly. Lineage: Eukaryota; Fungi; Glomeromycota; Glomeromycetes; Diversisporales; Gigasporaceae.